GCUUCGCAAGGUAAUUAUACUCCUUUUCUGCUUGGUUGGGAUGCUCAUGGUUUACCUACCGAACACAAAAUGCUCCAAAUUUAUAAGGAUAAAAAAAAUGAUUUGCGACCACUUUGCCAUCAAUUUGCCUUAGAACAAUCCCAAAUUCAGCGAGAACAAUUAAAAAAGUUAGGGUUAUUUACUGAUUAUAAUCAAUAUUAUAUUACUCUGGAUAAAAAUUAUGAAGCCGAACAAAUCCGAGUUUUUGGCGAAAUGGUAAAAAAAGGCUUGAUUUAUCAAGGAUUUAGACCAAUUCAGUGGUCUUGUGGGCACGAAACGGCGCUGGCCGAAGCUGAAAUAGAAUACUUACCAAAAAAAGAUACUUCCCUUUACUUUAAAGUUAAGUUAGCAAAAACUCCUGCUUUUUUAGGUCAAGAAGAUAUUAAUCUUUUGGGGGGAAAGUUAAAAGUAGCAAAAGUAUUUUUAGGAGAAGAAUUAUUAGGAUUAAAUUAUUUUCACCCUUAUCAUAAAGAUAUAAAAGGAUAUAUUGUUGAUGGAAGUGAUUUUAUUGAGGAGGGAGAAGGCACUGGGAUAGUUCAUUUAGCGCCGGCUUUUGGUGCUGAGGAUUUUGCUGCGGCAAAAAAGGAAAAAUUAAUAGUUGAUUGUCCGGUAGAAUCGAAUGGUUUAUUUAAUGAAAAAAUUGGAGUUCCGGAGUUAAUUGAGCCUUUAAAAAAUUUGACGCAAUUGAAAAGUUUAUAUGUCGACAACACCGAUGUUAACAAUGGUAUUGAACACUUGCCCGAAAGUUUAAAAUACAUCAGUUAUUCUACCGAAAGAAGACCCGAAAGCAAAGUUAAAGAAAUUGCUGAACAAUUAGAAUGGAUAGGCAAGCAUUUUAGUG
This is a messenger RNA of Paraglomus occultum, 880 nucleotides long. The record is from the annotation of a GenBank genome assembly. Lineage: Eukaryota; Fungi; Glomeromycota; Glomeromycetes; Paraglomerales; Paraglomeraceae.